UAUUUAGCAUUUACAGCUCCUCUUAAAUUCCUCACCUAAUCACCAGCUGAACCAUCCCAUUCCAUGCUCACUCAUCUCAGCCUUAAAAAAUAUAUAAAACCCUUCUUGGUUCUUAACUUGCUAUAUGCGCACAAACAUAAAAACACAAGCACUAGCUCUUAGUACUAUAGUUGUAGCUAGUUAGUGUAAGUUGUUGUUUCUGUAUAGACAACAAUUAAGAUCUUCAUAUUCUCUCAAAUGGCUUCUUCAUUUACCACUACGAUGUUAAUGAUUAUGAUCAUGUGGAUGUGUUUGUGCACUACCCCAUUUGGUGAUGCUAGCUCUGGUAAAGAUUUCUCACGGUCAGAGUGCUUAAAAGUACCAACAUCCGAGUUCCUCAGCUCUGUGAAGACCACCAUCGACGCUGUGCAAAGCGUGGUUUCCAUUAUCUCUCCCUUUGCUAAGCUUUUUGGCGAUUUACGCGUUUCUAAUGCCAUUUCCGACUGCCUUGAUUUACUUGACUUCUCGGCUGAUGAGUUAACAUGGUCUCUCUCAGCUACACAAAAUCCCAAAGGUAAUCAAAAUGGCACUGGAAAUCUAAGUUCUGAUUUAAGGACAUGGUUAAGUGCUGCACUUGUUAAUCAAGACACAUGCAUUGAGGGAUUUGAAGGUACCAAUAACAUUGUGGCAGGAUUGAUAGACGGUGGCCUUAACCAAGUGACAUCUUUGGUCCAACAACUUUUAGACAUGGUGCACCCGGUUUUGAAUAACCCCCGUGGGCGUAGGCUGUCAGGCAAUGCUAACGAGCAAUUUCCGUCAUGGGUGAAAUCCGAGGACAGAAAAUUGCUACAAGCAAAUGGGAUUACUGUUGAUGUUAUUGUAGCUGCAGAUGGGAGUGGGAAUUACACAAAAGUGAUGGAUGCAAUCAAAGACGCUCCUGAUUAUAGCAUGCGCCGUUAUGUUAUAUACAUCAAGAAGGGUGUCUAUAAUGAGACAGUGGAGAUCAAGAAGAAGAAAUGGAAUCUUAUGAUGAUCGGAGAUGGUAUGGAUGCUACUAUCAUAACCGGCAAUCAUAAUUAUGUUGAUGGUUGGACCACAUUUCACUCAGCAACCUUUGCUGUGAGUGGGAAAGGGUUCAUAGCGCGAGACAUGACAUUCGAGAAUACUGCAGGGCCAGAGAAACACCAAGCAGUAGCACUAAGAUCCGACUCUGACUUAUCGGUCUUCUUCCGAUGUGGGAUAAGGGGAUACCAAGACACACUAUAUACACACACCAUGCGCCAAUUUUAUAGAGAGUGUCGUAUAAGUGGCACCGUUGAUUUCAUAUUUGGUGAUGGUUCUGUGGUGUUCCAAAACUGUGACAUUCUAGUCAGGAAAGGCCUACCCAACCAAAAGAACACCAUAACUGCUCAAGGUCGUAAGGACCCAAGUGAAUCAACUGGCUUCUCCAUCCAAUUUUGUAACAUCUCAGCAGAUUCAGAUUUGGCACCCUCAGUUAAUUCCACAUACACAUACCUUGGUAGACCAUGGAAAGCAUAUUCAAGAACCAUUAUAAUGCAAUCAUACAUUAGCAAUGCCACAAGGCCCGAAGGGUGGCUUGAGUGGAAUGGUACUUUGCAUUUGGAUACAUUGUACUAUGGUGAGUACAUGAAUAAUGGGCCAGGGGCAGGCCUAAGUAACCGAGUUAAGUGGCCCGGCUACCAUGCACUCAACCAAUCAAGUCAAGUUAACAACUUUACCGUGGCCCAAUUCAUUGAAGGGAACUUGUGGUUACCAUCUACGGGUGUCAAAUACACAGCAGGGUUGGCAGUUUAAUUUAAGGAUUUUAACUAGUUGACCUAAUUUGUUCUUGUACCUAUCAUAUUCUUGUACCUAUUUAUAUUCUAUCUUUUAUAAUAUACAAAUAUAUUAAACUUUU
Messenger RNA from Quercus robur (English oak), 1897 nucleotides. Its product is annotated as pectinesterase/pectinesterase inhibitor PPE8B. Gene Ontology annotation, molecular function: pectinesterase inhibitor activity; pectinesterase activity. The record is from RefSeq and is a predicted model, not a curated record. Gene Ontology annotation, biological process: cell wall modification. NCBI's taxonomy places the organism in Eukaryota, Viridiplantae, Streptophyta, Magnoliopsida, Fagales, Fagaceae. The transcript has 3 exons. Bases 238 to 1794 code for a protein of 518 amino acids.